AUGAGUCGUGAUCAGUCUCGAAUUCAGAUUAGAUCGUCUCUGAGGAAACAUUCUCAGCGAGUCGUAAAAUCUUUGAAAACUAUAAAAAGUUUAACGGUUUUUUCAACUGAACAAGGCAGAGAUAGUGAAAAUUCUGCCAUUCGAUCUUCAAAAAUUUUUAGUCUGAGUGGAGCAACAACUGAGAGAAAUUUAGGUGUGAAUGUUCAUGAUAAAAGUUUAUCACCUGAUUAUCAGAAUAAUUCAGUGAGGAAAACAUUUUCAGUUUCGAAAUUAAAGACUUUAAAAAUAUUUGAUCAAGCUGCAGAAAGUAAAAGGAUUGAAAAUUCUUUAAUUUCUACUAAAAAUACCUGCAUCUCUCAGGAUGCCUCGUCUUAUGAACAAAAUGUCAAUGCUUCUGCUGUUGAAAAGCGGCGAAGAAUUGCAAGAAACACAACCUUAAAGCUUAAUAUCAGAGCUAAAAAGCAUUUAAAUGAUGUUGAAGAAGACGAUGGCACUGGCUCUGAAGAAACUUUUUUUAAAUCUAGCCCAAAGCAAGUGAUAGAAGAAGCCAGUGAACUGAAUCAUGCAAAGGUAAAACUUUUCAAGAAGCAUCAUGUAAAAGAAUUUAAAAUUCAAGAACAUGAUGAAAAUGUGCAAGGGCAUGCAUUAAGUGCAAGAGCCCAAAGAGUUAAUUGGCUAAACAGUGUGUGGGCAGAGACUAAAAGUCCUACUGAUUUUAGAAUUAAAAUUAGAGGAAAAAUUAUUAAUUCUUCCAGAGUGAAAAUAGCUCAAGAAAGAGCUUCAUCUAAUGCUGAUGGGAAGAAUAGUGAAGUAUUAAAAGGGCAAAUUGAAGAAAGAAAAAGCCCAGCCAAUAGAUGAACUUGGAAAGGGUCAAGUGGUGUAUAUUUAAAAUAA
Messenger RNA from Blepharisma stoltei, 894 nucleotides. The record is from the annotation of a GenBank genome assembly. Lineage: Eukaryota; Ciliophora; Heterotrichea; Heterotrichida; Blepharismidae.